Molecule: messenger RNA, 3464 nt
Organism: Cuscuta europaea
Lineage: Eukaryota; Viridiplantae; Streptophyta; Magnoliopsida; Solanales; Convolvulaceae
Source: the annotation of a GenBank genome assembly
UUAGGACCAUAUUGGAGGGUUUAGUUUGAUAUCUCUUCAUCAGAAAAUUCCUUCACCCACGCAAAAGGCUGUCUUAAAAAUGUGUGUCCCAAGCAUUCGUCGGUUUCUAAACGCACGAAGAACUCUUCGAUCCAAGCUCUGUACGAUCUCUGCAAGAAGACAUUCAUCCUCUCUGCAACUCUCCAACCAUCUGCUGAAUCCAUCCUCAAAUCUCAAUGUCACGGACUUGUUCUCUUAACAAUCUAGAUUUUUGGGCCAGAAAAGGUCCUGACAUCAAGCUCUCUUCCUCACUGGAUGCAAUUGACGUUGAUAAUCUUGAACUGAAAGAUGCAAGUCAAGAGGAAGAGAGAGGCCAUGGGUUUUUUGGACUUAAUAUUUCUAACCAGGUAGAUCGAUGGGCUUGACCAAUAACAUAUAUAGAUGUCCACGCGGAAGAAAGUUGUACUGUAAGAGACCUUGUCCUGUUUGUAAAUCUCCUUUUGCCUGUUCUGCUGUGGAUGCAUGAAUAGCUAUCUAUAUGACUGCGGAAAUUGAUAGCAUAUUUGUAAAUGCCUCUAGAUGCUUCAUUCUAAACUCAGAAAACGACACAUUGUUUUCUUUUCUCCUAGAUUUCAUUGGAGUCACACUUUCAUUUCUUCAUCAUUUCUGUUGAACCAGAGUGCCAACAAUAGCUCAUCCUCAUGGAAUUCUGUCCAGGAAGGAGAAGAAAUGGCAUAUGCUCGCACACUCCGGAAUUGUGUGCAGACUUCGAACUUAGGCGGCACGAAUGCAAUCCACGCUAAACUUCUCAAGAACCCCGGCCUUGCUUCCUCUCUAUACAUCAGAAACCAUGUUUUGAACUCAUAUGUCAAAUGCGGGGACAUAAGGGGCGGGCUUAAACUGUUUGAUGAGUUGCCAGAAAAGAACGUCGUGUCUUGGACUGCCCUCAUCGCAGGAGUUGUGCAGAAGGGGUUUCCUGUCGAGGCAUUUUCUCUGUUUUUAAGGAUGCAUCGCAGUGGAAUUAAGCCGAAUGAGUUCACAUUUGUUAGCGUACUGCAUGCGUGUUCGUUUGGGGAUUGUUUGAGUUUGAUGCAUUUAUGUCAAGUGUAUGGGAUGAUUGUUAGGUCUGGUUAUGAGUCUAAUAUCUAUUUGGUGAAUGCUCUAUUGACGGGUUUGUUAAGGCACUGCAGAUUGAACGAAGCACAUGAGGUGUUCGAGAAUUGUAUACAUAAAGAUAUUGUGACCUGGAAUGCCAUGCUCAAUGGUUACGUUCAGAGUGUCUGUUCAGAGUUACCAAGCUUUUGGCUAAAGAUGCUAAGAAAUGGUGUGAAACCUGACAAGUUCACUUUUUCAAGUGUUCUUACAGGAUUGGCUGAGCUCUCUAACCUUGAAAUGGGUGUGCAGGUUCAUGCCUGGCUCAUAAAGUGUGGUCAUGGGAGUGAAGUGUGUGUUGGGAACUCUUUGGUGGAUAUGUAUCUCAAAACUAAAAAGUUGAGCGAAGGGUUGAAAGCAUUUGAGGAGAUCUGUUCAAAGGAUGUGCGCUCCUGGACUCAAAUGGCUGCAGGGCUUUUGAAUUUCGACGAGCCGAGUUGGGCGCUUAAGGUUGUUGGCGGGAUGAGAGUGGUUGGUGUGAAACCUAACAAAUUUACUCUUGCAACUGCAUUUAACGCAUGUGCAAAUUUAGCUUGUUUGGAGGAGGGACAGAAGCUCCAUGGCCUUAGGAUCAAACUAGGUGAUGAUAUUGAUGUUUGUGUGGAUAAUGCACUGCUUGACAUGUAUGCAAAAUGUGGGUGCAUGGGUGGUGCUUAUGUGGUUUUUAAAUUGAUGAAUGAGCGCACUGUUGUUUCAUGGACGUCCAUGAUAGCUGGGUAUGCCCAAAACGGAUGUUCCAAAGAAGCUCUUGAGAUCUUCCAUGAAAUGAAGAGGCAAAGGGUGGAGCCUAACAUUAUUACCCUAAUAUGCGUGCUUUAUGCUUGCAGCCAAGGAGGUCUUAUUGACGAAGGGUGGAGUUUAUUCUCUUCAAUGAGGAACGAAUAUGGUAUUGUCCCCGUGGAAGAUCAUUAUGCAUGCAUGGUGAAUCUCCUUGGCCGUGCUGGACGCAUCAAGGAAGCUGAGGCAUUGAUUCUGGAUAUGCCAUUUGAACCAGGUCUGUUGGUUUGGCAAACCUUGCUCGGGGCAUGUGUGCUUCAUGGGGAUAUGGAAACAGCCAACCGAGCCGCGGGAAAAGCAUUGAAUAUUAACAAGAAUGACGCCACAACCUAUGUAUUGCUGUCAAACACAUUUGCUGGGUUGCACCAUUGGGAUAAUGUGGGAAAUUUGAGACAAAUGAUGGAGAAUAGGGAUGUUAAGAAAAUGCCUGGCUCCAGUUGGCUUGAAAUAAACAGAGGGAAGUCCCUGCUUAUAGCACAAGGAGAAUAUGUAGAGUAGAAUUUCGACUAUGAUGGAAGCUGUACACAGUCACACCUAAAAUGUGAUUUGGAUUUACUAGUGCUUAUAUGUAGAAGUGUAUAUUUGGAAAGGGCAGGUAAAGUGCUUGCAUGCUUUGUUACUAAGAGGGGAAUGGAAAAUAUGCAAUUGGCGUUGAUGAUGUUGGGCUGAAAGAUGCAGGUCAAGAGGAAGAGAGAGGCCACGGGCUUUUUGGAAUUAAUAUUUCUAACCGGGUAGAUCGAUGGGCUCAACCAAUAACAUACAUAGAUAUCCAUGCGGGAGAAAGUUUUACUAUGUGUAUAUUUUGUUUCCCAACAUCUGCGGUAAUUCCUCUGCACGACCACCCCAGAAUGACUGUCUUGAGCAAAGUUCUCUAUGGGUCCUUGCAUGUAAAAGCUUAUGAUUGGGUUGAUCCGGCUUGCAUCUACAAGACUCACCAAACAGGUCAACAUCCAGUGAGAUUAGCCAAGUUGGCUGUUGAUAGAGUUGUGACAGCACCUUGCAAACCAUCAAUUUUAUACCCUGAAAGUGGAGGGAAUCUGCACUGUUUCACUGCAAUCACACCUUGUGCCGUGCUUGAUAUUCUUGCCCCUCCUUACAACGAAGCUUCCGGACGAUUAUGUACCUAUUACCGUGAUUACCCUUACUCUAGCUUUGAAGAAGAGGAUGCUAUUGUGAAUGGAAUAGAAGACGAAUAUGCUUGGCUUACUCCAAUUGACACCCCAGAUUAUCUGUAUAUGCGCUCAGGAAGCUAUAAUGGCCCGCCCAUUCAAACUUGGUAGCGCAACAGAGCAAGGAUAUUUGCACCAAAACUUUUUACAUACAGAGCAAGGAAUACUCGCAUAAUAUUCCAAAAACUUUUUUUCUUCAUUUGAUCGCAAAAAUAGUGCACAUAUUGUGUAGUUUCAUAUUGUUAAUUGUGCCACCAAGAUUAACAACUUCAACAAAAACGUGUUACGUGUGGUUUCAUAACAUGGAAAACCUAUGUAGUGUUAUUCUAAAAAUGUAUUCAAACUUCACCAAUUUUUCUAGUGUCCAUCUCUCUUGAUAAAACAAAA